Molecule: messenger RNA, 372 nt
Organism: Peronospora matthiolae
Lineage: Eukaryota; Oomycota; Peronosporomycetes; Peronosporales; Peronosporaceae
Source: the annotation of a GenBank genome assembly
AUGAAAAGCAACGUGUUGUACGUGCAGAACACGACAGCAAAACAACAGGGGGAAUCUAGCGGCGCCAUUAUGUCGGCAGUCGAGUCAGGCGCAGUCGGGGAUGUCGCAGCCGACGUCCAAGAGGGCACACUGCUUUAUAUCCACCAGCGGGGGGCGCACUUGGCGUUUGACACCAUCAAGCGGAUGGCGAGCGACCCGUCGUCUGGAAAACGCCUUACGAGCCACCGACGCAUGGCAUGUGUGUCUUGCAUGGAGGGCAAGCAGACGCGCAACGUGCAGCCGCAGCAAGACAGCAGCGAGAACGCGCCGAUGGACCGCAUUGGCGGCGUGAUCUGUUUGAGCCUCAAAGGGUCUGAUGGCGCCUCAAGAUAG